AUGGAGUGUCAUGCAGCCGAAGAGAUGGAGCUCAGCAACGGGACCCUUCCUAGGGAAGGGGGUGAGACUGCUGUGAUGAUCAACUUGGGGACCGCAGAGACUUGUGACCCUGACAAGGCCUUUCUUUUGCGCACGCACAAACUACGCAAGCUGGCUAUAGCUAGCAUCAUCUGCGGUUGUUCCUGCAUUGGAGUCCUAGCCCUGAUCUAUGCAGUCAAGGCUAGGGAGAAGCAAAAAGCAAAUUCCCAUGACUCAGCCUACUGGGCUCAGAAGUCCCGGUGUAUGUCUAUGCUAAGUAUCGGUGUUUGGGUCUCUCUCCUCGUCAUGGUGCCCCUGUUAACCAUCCUCAUUUCCUAUAUCUUCUCUCAAGCCGAAUGA
Euleptes europaea (tarantolino) is the source of this 378-nucleotide messenger RNA. RefSeq names its product transmembrane protein 265 (gene TMEM265). NCBI's taxonomy places the organism in Eukaryota, Metazoa, Chordata, Lepidosauria, Squamata, Sphaerodactylidae. Bases 1 to 378 code for a protein of 125 amino acids. Gene Ontology annotation, cellular component: membrane. The transcript is spliced from 3 exons. The record is from RefSeq and is a predicted model, not a curated record.